GGUGAGCUGGAGGGCGCGCGUGCGCGCCGGGCCGGCCGGCGGCGGGGGCUGUGCGCAUGCGCACCGGCCGCCCCGCUGGCUGCCCCCGGGGCUCUGGCCCGGCCGGUCCCGCGGGGCGGUUGUUCUUGUGUGUCCGGCCGUGCCGGGCGCUGCCAUUUCCUGCUGGUGCCGCCGGCCCGGCGGGGCAGGACGGGCCGGGACAGCGCGGGGCGCUCGCGGCCCCGUAUCGCUGCGGUUUUCGCACCGUGACAUGCGCGGGUUCCCGGUGCUUUAGAUCAUAGCACUGCGAAGGAGAAGCGCUGCAAACUUUUCUCAAUGACUCUAUAGCCAACUGAUGUAACAAUGGUACUAAUCUUGGGACGCAGACUGAAUAGAGAGGAUAGUGGGAUACGAGAUUCCCCUGCAACCAAGCGGAAAGUUUUUGAAAUGGACCCAAAGUCUUUGACAGGCCCCGAGUUCUUCGACUUCUCCUCAGGGUCAUCCCACGCAGAAAGCAUUCUCCAGAUCUUCAAUGAAUUCCGAGACAGCCGGUUGUUCACAGAUGUUAUUAUCUGUGUGGAAGGAAGGGAGUUUCCCUGCCAUCGAGCCGUUCUCUCAGCCUGCAGCAGCUACUUCAGAGCCAUGUUUUGCAAUGACCACAGAGAAAGCAGAGAGAUGCUGGUGGAGAUCAACGGCAUUUUUGCUGAAGCUAUGGAUUGCUUUUUACAGUAUGUAUACACUGGCAAGGUGAAAAUCACUACCGAGAACGUGCAGUAUCUCUUUGAAACAUCAAGUCUCUUUCAGAUUAGUGUUCUGCGUGAUGCUUGUGCCAAGUUCCUGGAAGAACAGCUGGAUCCUUGCAAUUGCUUGGGAAUCCAGCGUUUUGCAGAUACACACUCGCUGAAGACACUCUUCACCAAGUGCAGGAAUUUUGCGCUGCAGACAUUUGAAGAUGUGUCCCAGCAUGAGGAAUUCCUGGAGCUGGGGAAGGACGAGCUUAUUGAUUACAUCUGCAGUGAUGAGCUGGUCAUCAGCAAGGAAGAGAUGGUGUUUGAAGCUGUCAUGCGCUGGGUGUACCGGGCCGUCGAGUUGCGAAGACCAGUGUUACAUGAGCUCCUGACGCAUGUCAGGCUCCCCUUAUUACACCCAAACUACUUUGUUCAGACUGUGGAAGUGGACCAGCUGAUUCAGAACUCCCCAGAGUGCUAUCAGCUGCUGCAUGAAGCCCGGCGAUACCAUAUCCUUGGAAAUGAGAUGAUGUCUCCCAGAACUAGGCCACGCAGAUCAACUGGUUAUUCUGAAGUGAUAGUUGUUGUUGGAGGCUGUGAACGAGUUGGAGGGUUUAAUUUGCCAUAUACCGAGUGCUACGAUCCUGUCACAGGAGAGUGGAAGUCACUGGCUAAACUUCCAGAGUUUACCAAGUCUGAGUAUGCAGUGUGUGCUCUACGGAAUGAUAUUCUUGUUUCAGGUGGAAGAAUCAAUAGCCGGGAUGUUUGGAUUUAUAACUCUCAACUUAAUAUCUGGAUCAGAGUUGCCUCCUUAAAUAAAGGCAGAUGGCGUCAUAAAAUGGCUGUUCUUCUGGGUAAAGUAUAUGUAGUUGGAGGAUACGAUGGGCAAAACCGCCUCAGCAGCGUGGAGUGUUACGAUUCCUUUUCCAACCGAUGGACAGAGGUGGCUCCCCUUAAGGAAGCUGUGAGUUCUCCAGCAGUCACCAGCUGUGUUGGCAAAUUGUUUGUGAUCGGGGGCGGUCCUGAUGACAACACAUGUUCUGACAAGGUGCAGUCUUACGAUCCUGAUACUAACACUUGGUUGCUCCGUGCAACGAUCCCCAUCGCAAAGAGAUGCAUCACGGCUGUGUCUCUGAACAACCUGAUCUAUGUUGCUGGAGGGCUGACCAAAGCAAUAUACUGCUAUGAUCCAGCUGAGGACUACUGGAUGCAUGUACAGAACACAUUCAGCAGACAGGAGAAUUGUGGCAUGUCUGUGUGUAAUGGAAAAAUCUAUAUCCUUGGUGGAAGACGAGAAAAUGGUGAAGCCACAGACACUAUUCUGUGUUACGACCCCGCAACGGGCAUUAUCACAGGGGUAGCAGCCAUGCCCAGGCCAGUAUCCUAUCACGGCUGUGUGACCAUUCAUAGAUACAAUGAAAAAGGCUUUAAACUGUAGCUUUUUUCUUGAAAAAAAGAAGAUGGCAUGAGUGAAUCCAGUGGUCUGCUGCAAGACAGGCUUUUUAAAGAUUCCUGAAGUGGGAAAAUGCUCUUUCCCUACCUAAGUGUCAUACGAAAAUUUUAUCCUGUGCCUUCAUAAAAAGGGUUAAUUUAACUUACAAAGCAAGUCCAUAAAUCUAUCCAGUAACCAGAGUUCAGCUGUAUCUGCCGUGGGCUCUGCUAUGAGAUCAGUAAUAGAAUGUUGUACUAAUGUACAGAAAGUUUGCUUUAUGUGUGAUUAGUAAUUAAAAUCUUGCAAGCUUUUUGGGGAAAAUGCCUUCACAAGCAUUUGUGCCUAUGUCCUAAGAAGUGAUACCUGCCAGGUGUUCCAGGUUCUGCUGAUUGGAACAUAGGCAAGUAAAUUCCAGAGAGUCCUCUAGGAUAAUUGCCUACAAUUAAAAAAGCUUACAUUAUAAUAAUUCAUAUGCACACCAUUCUUACAAGCAGAUCAGUCGGCUUAUCCAAGUAGAUUUUAUGUCAGAUCAUGCAUGGUUUGGAAUUAAAAAAAAGAAAAGUAGCAAACAAAACAGGCUGUAUAGAACAAAUAAUAGAAUCCUGGAGGAAAGGCUUUUCUGAAGCAGAAACUGGUUGUUUAGUGAGCCACUGCAACACACUGCAGUAAAGACUGUGUGCCUUAACACUAUGGACCAUAUUCAUAGUGUUGCUAACUGUCAUGUAGCCUUGUACAUCUGAAGAACCUGGAAAACUAGUGACCACUGGGGUGCAGGCACAGGUCUGUGAAGCAUAUUUGAAUCCCAGUUCUUAACAUUUUGAAUAGUGUGGCUGAAGUCUGAAAGUUACUGGGUUUGCUCUUUGCUCACUGCAGAGAACCUCUAAACUAUUCAAGGAAUAACGGACGAUGAACUCUGGAUUCUUAUGUUUUUCUGUAUCACAUUAUAAAUUACCUGAUAAUAGAGGCAGGGACUUGGGCUGCACCCUACAGCUGCUUAUAAAUUGGUCUUUUGGUUGUCACAUCUGCAGAGAUGGCAGAGUACCCACCGAGUGUUUCUGGGCCUUUCUUCAGACAAUCACUUGCUCUAGCGCAGUUAAACUGCUGUAUAAGCUGCUUGACCUCAGAUCAAGAAGUUCUGGAAAGGUUCCUCUGGCCACCAGAAAAAUAUCUGUGGACCUGUCCACAUAGCCAUAUGAGGUAACUCCCACAUAACAUGUUCUGAAUAAUUUUGAAGCCUAAGAAGAGCUUCUGUUUUGACCCUUUUUUAUUAUAAUUAUUUUUAGUAAAGGUAUUUUUUUAGGUCCUCCCUAGAUUUCUGUACUAGGUCUCUCUGUUUCCAGUACACAGUUGUAUAGCUGAGGCACAAGUUCAUAAAAACUGAAAUAACACUUGAGAGUUGGAAAAUGAAUAGGAUUUUCUGUCUACCGACUUCCUGUUAAUCACCAAAAACCUCAGGAUCUGCCUUCCAAAGGAAUUCUGAGGACAGCAGCCAGUAGGGAAGCUGGUCAGUGCCAGGGGCAGAAAAAAACUAACCAUAAGGCCCCUGCAGAGGGCCUUGGGGUUCUGGUCUCUGUGCUUGCUCAGGAGGGUGAAAACAAGCACCAUCUCGGAAAUGUCAUUUGUUCCACUGGACUUUCUUCAUCUGUUUUCCCAGAGUAUUUCUUGGUGAGAUGGAAAUUCUGACCCUCAGUGAAGCUAUGCCAAACUGGGAGUCAUCAUUUUCAGUAACAUAUGGUUGUGACUUUUAAAGAGCACUGGGAGCUGCACUUUGUGAUGCAUUAACUUCUAACCUCAGGAAAGGACACAAAUUUCAGUUUCUGGCUGAAUACCAAACACUGCUUUGUAUAUGUUAAGAAUACUGAUAAAAUACAAAUCUCUGCAUAUCAGUGAUGUAAUUAGGAACUCAGUCCCUGAGCAUGUACAUUCACUUUGCCCUAGAAAGAAAGUCCCUUGGUAUUGUAAGACAAAUGAAUCACGUAAAUUAAUCCUUUUCUGAGUUUCUUUUUCUCAACAAAUGUUACUUUGAAAAGGUGAUUUCAGUACCUGUGAAUAAGGUCCAUUGAUAGCAAUGGUAACUGCCUGGUAAACUGAUAGUAUAUACUAACACUGUAUAUAGCUUGUGCCAUCAUUGUAAAUGAAAGUGUAAAAAAUGAUAGGAGCACUUCCUUAGAGUUGAAAUUUGAAAAAUAUUCUCCUUUCCCUUGAUUUCCUUCUUGUUUAUAUUUAGACUUGUAAUGUUGAUUGUCAUGCUAAGCUGUUCCUAAACAUUUUUUAUUCUGUAGGUCUAGAACAAUGUCAUUUAUGUAUAGGUAUCUUUUAAUCUGUGUUUAUAAUACUCCUCUGUAAAUAACAAGAUACUGCUUUCUAUGGUUUUGAAGAUUUAUUUUGCAGUUGUCUUAUCAAUUUAUGUACUGUUACCUAUUAUUUUGAAAAUGACAGUGUUUAAUGAACCAGUAAAUGCAGAAAUGUAGAUGUAGAAGAAAACUUCUGCUUACAGUUCUUGCCAACCUGCAUUCAAUGCUGAACAGUUACAUGUGUGGAGCAUUGCUAAAAUGGCAGUUACUCAUGCAAUCAUUUCCUGAAAACAAGCAGUGAUUUUUUUAAAUUUUUUUUUUGCUUGUUAAUUCUAAAUACUUUGCACUUACAGCCAGCUCUGGUGUAACAAAUAUUUUAGAGAUACUAGAAAAGAACGGUUCAGCCUUGGUUUAAUGAAAAAUGUACCAUUUUUCUAGAAGGAUGCACGAAUUUGAAAUUCGCAUUCCUGAGCCACCUGUUCUCCCAUGCAUUUCACUGAGGUAUAGAUGAAUUCAGAGAUUCAAACUCUCACUAUUAUGCACAUCUGGCUGCUUGUAGUUCAUGGGCUUGAGCAGCAGGUUGGGUAUUUUUGGUCUCAGCUAGGAGAGAAUAUUACUAAUGUCAUCUAGUAUAAUCAAAAGCUUUCCAUCAUAAAUUAUAAUAGGUUUGGUAGCUCUAAAGUAGAGACACCUGCACAAAGGUGUAACUUCAGUCUAACCAUACAGAGGAAGAGGGCUCAAGUAUUUCCAAAGUCACACCUAAAAAAAUAUGUUUUCAGAGUUGUCUAAUAUAUCACUCCACUAUCAGAUAAUUCCAUUUCAAGUAUUUCACUCUUAAAAGAAAGGAGAGCAAAUGUUUUUCCUUCUCCAUUUUGAUGUCCACGAGUUAAUCCGUCUGUUCUUAGCAAUGUGCUGUUAACUGAAAAGAAACUUGAUGCUUCCUUGCAGCCUGGCUUCGAGAAGCUCCUGAACACAUGUGCAGCCUGUAGCCUUUUGUUUUUAGCUACACCAUGCAUUCCCUCUUUUUACAGCCAUCAAACUUCUAACAUUGCCUGGUCAUAAUUUCAUUUUACCUGUAGGCUUCCUUCUUGGUGAUGCUGAAGUAUGCAUAACUUGUCGCAUCUUCUCCCUUUGUACCAUCAGAUGAUUAAUCUCAAGCUGUGUGCCUGACAUGCAUUUUGAGGGUUAGGCACUGUGCUUUACAUCAGGGAUCCAGAGCUGGACUGUUAGCUCUUUAUUUGAAUUGGCACCAAUACAGUUCUGAUCAUCUGUUUCUGCUCUCUGAAGCACAGGUAUCUUUGAUGCAAAUUAUGUUUAUGUGGAUCCUUUACUGUAAUUCACUCAAGCUUUUAAAAUGGUAUUUUUAACACUGCAAAUUUUUGAGAGAGGCUGACAACAUAGGAAGAGGAGGUGCUUGCCUUGGCAGAGGUUCACAGGAAGCUUUGAGCACCUGUGCUUGUUGGUCACUUCUGCUUGAGAGCAAGGUCACUGCUGACUGCUGCAGCUUCUUCCUCAAAAUAGUUGAGUUCACCACAUUACCUUAGAUAAUUACUCAAUUUAUCCUGCUUUCAUUUUAUUUGAGCUGCAAGGACAAAACAAGAAGUAGUCCCAUUCCCUGUGACUUCAGGUUUCUCUCCUGUCCAGGGCAGGGUGGUGGGCUGGAGUGGUCACUCAGCAGGUGGGCAGAGCUGUGAACUCAGUCUACCUCCACAGAGAGUGACGAGAGAAGCUCACAGGGAGGGUGGGCAAUGGCAGGAGGAAGCUCAGUGUGUUUAGGGUUUGUGCGUUUGACUGGGCUUGCUGAAAGCAAGACAUUCCAGAUGCUCAUAAGUUUGCAAUUCCAGAUGCUGAAACUCAGGUGGUAAAUAUAUUUCAUAUUUGCCAACUCACUGCACUCAGAGCAAUAAAGAUGCAUAUAUGGCCAUGGUCUUCUAGAGGCAAUGCUCAGGAAAGCCAAAGGUUCAUUUUUCCUAACUGCUCAACUAGGCAAGUAUAUGUAUUUUUUUUUUAAUCAGUGAAGGUGGCAAAAGCCAAUUCAAGAGCAUUAAGAACCUCACAAGACUUGGUCACUGUGAGGCAAAAUGAAUGUUUUCAUCUGAAUGUAGUCUCAUGCACACAAGAAAGUACAAAUGAAAUGAUUUGUUGUGCCUUGCUAAAAAAUCUGAGCAACCUAUACUCAGAAAAGCAGUCUACAAGGUAAGUGAGAUUUUAGAGCAGAGAUUUGCUGUCUGGUUGGGGGUCAAGCAGUGAAUUUUUGUAAGAUGUCUAGCACACAGGUUUCCUCAGUGUUGAAUUAUUUCAGGUGGCAUUAAUAAAAAUGGAUCUCACUGUCAGUUUAUGAUGAUUGUGUCAGUGCUGUGAGCAUUGCCACAAAGCAGCAAGCAGCCUUCCUGCCAACCCCACACCAGAUGUGUGAAUCACCUGUUCUCCGCAUGCUGGCCUUGCUUCAGCUGUCUUCCAUAACUGAUAUUACACAUAGUUUAAUGUUACUCAGAUAUGUAGCCCUGACAACAUUGCUGUCCAAGAACUGUAUUUACAGGAACAUUUCUUUUUUUUCUACUGUAGUUCUCCAGUCUAUGCUGAUGUGUUUUUGUGUGUGCACACCCGUGCACGUGAACAAUUUUGUGAUCAUUUUCUGAUUGUGCUGUUGUAAGUAAUGCACAUAAAAGCCCCUGUGUACAGCAUGUUGAUAAUGUAAUUAUGGCUUUGUAUUACUAGUUCCAAAGAAAAUAAUGUGUUAAUUUUGAAAAUACUUGUGCCUUGAAUUCACCUAUAUUUUUAUCUAUUGUGAAAACCAGCUUGCAUUACUUCUUCCAGUUUGCUAUCUCUGUUAGCCUUGGUUUUACUGUCCAGACUGUGGAUGUCUUUCUAAGAGAAAUAAAUCUUGCCAUUCAUUACCUAGAAUAGUUAAACCUCUUGUUUAGAAUAAGCCUAGAAUGCUUCCAUUAUUACAGUGCUAUGGCAGAUUUAAUCUAGGGAAAUCAGUAUUUGUUUUUUCCUAUUUUUUUGCUUCCAGCUCUCCUCAGUGACAAAGGAUUUGAGUUUAGUCUUUGACUUCCUGCCCUUAACACAUAACAGUUUCUUCUUGUAACCAAUAGCCUCUACAACAGGUCUGAAGGCUCAGACGUGUCAGUCAUGAACCUCUUCUUCAAUGUAUGUAACAUGGAGCAAUAAUACGACGCAGCAUCGCAAUAAGCAAAUCAAGAGACUUGAAUGUAAUGUACUGUUGCUGAUUUCAUCUGUCUAAAUGCUGGACCUAAGAGUUAUUCUCCUUUUGGUGCACCUGUAGCAAUAUGGAGUCAGAUUAAUAGGAGCUUCUUGGCCAUGGAAAGAGAGUUUAUACCUCCUGAACUGUUUAUCAUAUGGUGUUUUAUCUUCACCUGAAAUCAUCUUUUGAUUUCACUUUUUUGCUGAGGAAAACAGCAGUUCAUGGUGUUCCUUGCCAGUUCCUUCAUUUACUGAAACAUGAAAAGUGUAGUUCUAUGAAGAGCUGAUCUUUUCUUCAAGAACAACCUGGUGCAGCACAAAUGACAUUUGAACAAAAAAAAGUGCAGACCACUUAACUGUGUGCCAGAGUCAAUGUAAUGUUAUCUCACAUAUAACAAUAAGGUCUUCAGAUUGUGCUGACAGUAGAAAAGUGAUUUUGUAAUGUAGCACAAUUGCAAUAACACCUGUUAUAUUUAAAUAUUUCUUGCAUAAUUCUUUGAAAGUUUUUUAAAGUUCAGUGUACCUAAUAAACAUUUGCCUUUUGAAUA
Messenger RNA from Apus apus (common swift), 8188 nucleotides. RefSeq names its product kelch like family member 24 (gene KLHL24). Gene Ontology annotation, molecular function: protein binding. The record is from RefSeq and is a predicted model, not a curated record. The transcript has 7 exons. Lineage: Eukaryota; Metazoa; Chordata; Aves; Apodiformes; Apodidae. The coding region runs from base 343 to 2145 and encodes 600 amino acids.